AUGGCCCCUUAUAAAGCUCUUUAUGGGAGAAAGUGCAGAUCUCCUUUAUUUUGGGAUGAUGUUGGCGAAGGGAACCUACUUGGACCAGAGAUUAUUCAGGAAAUGAGGAAUCAUGUUCGAGUUAUAAGAGACAAGAUGGCAGCUGCACAGAGUCGGAAACUUAGUCCGAGAUAUGUUGGCCCUUUUCAGAUUCUGGAGAAGGUUGGACCAGUUGCUUAUCGUAUUACCUUGCCAGAAUAUUUUGGAGAGAUUCAUGAUGUUUUCCACGUGUCGUCAUUAAAGAAGAGCUUUGGUCAGCAGGAGCCACUUUUCGUUGAUCCAGGGAGCAUUCAACUCCGGCCUGAUCUCACAUAUGAAGUUGUGCCAACUCAGAUCUUGGACAGGAAGGAGCAACAAUUGAGAUCCAAGUCGAUACCUCUAGUUAUGGUAUCUUGUGGAGAUCCUUUAGCCCAGGAUUUUUCGUGGGAGAGAGAGGCAGACAUGAGAAAGUUCUACCCUUACUUGUUCGGGUAG
Messenger RNA from Juglans microcarpa x Juglans regia, 513 nucleotides. RefSeq lists its product as uncharacterized. Lineage: Eukaryota; Viridiplantae; Streptophyta; Magnoliopsida; Fagales; Juglandaceae. The transcript has 2 exons. The record is from RefSeq and is a predicted model, not a curated record. The coding region runs from base 1 to 513 and encodes 170 amino acids.